This is a messenger RNA of Lytechinus pictus (painted urchin), 7116 nucleotides long. RefSeq lists its product as uncharacterized. The coding region runs from base 179 to 2386 and encodes 735 amino acids. Gene Ontology annotation, molecular function: kinase activity; pseudouridylate synthase activity. The record is from RefSeq and is a predicted model, not a curated record. The transcript is spliced from 17 exons. NCBI's taxonomy places the organism in Eukaryota, Metazoa, Echinodermata, Echinoidea, Temnopleuroida, Toxopneustidae.
GGCAGAACUUGAUCUCUAUUCUAUGAACUAUACUAUACUUCGCCUAAAUUACUUUUGAAUUUUGACGCUUCGGCGAUACUCUAUUCGUCUCUGGAUGGUCGCGGCCACGAAAAAUAUCAAAAGAGGAAUCCAGAUUAAAGUUUAAACGUCAUUAUCGGCACUCGCUGUGUAAGUCAUCAUGCAUCUCCUUACAAGACUGUUUGGUCGACCAUCUAUUACAUGGAGGAGUUGGUUAAAUAUGAGGCACUCUGCUCACAUUGGGGCAUCAAAAAAGUAUAUUUCAGAUUUUCUACAGGUGCAUCCUAGUGUACAAUCAGCAUUGAAUAAAGAUGGAGCUUUAGUUGCAUUAGAAAGUACAAUCAUUACCCAUGGUAUGCCACAUCCACAUAACCUCAGGACAGCACAGGAAGUGGAGAAACUUGUGAUACAAACUGGUGCUACUCCAGCUACAAUAGCUGUAUUAGAUGGAAAGAUUUGUGUAGGCCUCACAGAUAGUCAGUUACAGCGUUUGGCUACAACUCAACAUGCUGUCAAGACAUCCAGGCGAGAUCUUGCAUGGGUAUUGAGUCAGAAAAUUUCUGGAGGAACAACUGUAUCUGGUACUAUGAUAGCAGCUCAUCUAGCUGGUAUUCCUAUUUUUGUGACCGGUGGUAUUGGAGGGGUUCAUCGAGGAGGUGAAACAAGUAUGGAUGUGAGUGCAGAUUUACAGGAGCUUGGACGUACACCUGUCACUGUCGUAUCCGCUGGCAUCAAAUCCAUUUUGGAUAUACCUCGCACCUUGGAAUAUCUGGAAACUCAAGGUGUAACAGUUGCAACGUAUGGAUCCUCAUUAGAGUUCCCAGCAUUCUUUACAAGACAUAGUGGAGUGAAGUCUCCCUGUAAUAUAGGGACAGCUCGAGAGGCUGCUGAACUUAUAGAUAUGAACCUUUCCCUUGGUCUUGGAAGUGGGAUAUUAAUUGGAGUACCUAUACCAAAGGAAUAUGCUGCUGAUGGUGAAAUGAUAGAGGAUGCCAUACAAACAGCCUUGUCAGAAGCUAAUGAUGAAGGAAUCGGAGGGAAAGAAGUAACUCCAUUUAUCUUGAGCAGAGUCAAUGCAUUAACACAAGGAAAAUCCCUUGAAGCCAAUAUUGCUCUUGUAAAAAACAAUGCAAAAGUUGGAAGCAAGAUAGCACUUGAGUUGGCUGCCAUCAGAAGAAAAUGCACAGGGAACCGGUUGUCGUCUAACAUUCCACACGUUACCAAGAGAGAUUAUUCUACUUAUGCUGUCAGACACAGGAGUAGAAGAAAUGUCAGGAGACUUCUUUGUACAUCAUCUGCUAGUCCUCCUGUAGUAAUAGGAGCUAGUAUUGUGGACCAUACAGCUUCAUGUCAUGGAGGAGAGCUUGUGUAUGGAGGACAGACAAAUCGUGGUUCAUUCAGGAUUGGGUAUGGAGGAGUAGGAAGAAAUCUUGCAGAUGCCUUGACAAGACUAGGAGCCUCACCUAUUUUCCUCUCUGCCAUUGGAAAUGACUUUGCUGGCCAAGCUCUCCGCAAUAACUGCAGUCAUAUGGAUUUCAGUCGUGUUUCACUACGAGACGAUGUGAAUACAGCAAGCUACUGUGUGGUGCUGGAUAAAACAGGAGAAGUGGUACUAGGAAUAGGCGAUAUGAAUAUCAAUGACACUAUUACACCUGAGUAUAUAUCCCAGCAUGCAUCUGUAAUCCAGGAAGCUCCUAUAGUUUGCAUGGAUGGUAACAUUCCCAAUGAAACCAUUGAAUUCAUCUCCAGUUUAUGUGCUGAUAGCAGGGUUCCAUUAUGGUUUGAGCCAACCUGUGUAAUGAAAGCGAUGAAAGUUUGCCAGUCUGAUACCUGGAAGUCUCUUACAUACACCUCACCAAACUUCAAGGAACUUAGACAAAUGUAUGCUGCAAUAGAAGGAGAAGAAACUAUCAACUUUCAAGAUGAUCAGUCAUUCACAGAUAAAGUGAGAGAAUGUCUCCAGCUUAGUAGAGUCUUGUUACGUCACAUCUAUUGUUUGUUCAUAACGUUAGGAGAGGAUGGUAUCUUGAUAUGUCGGAAUGCUGAACCUGAUCAGCACUUUGUCAUCUCAAAACAAGGUUUACAGGACAUUGAGAUAGAUGGUAUGUUUUCAGCUAUGCACUACACAGUCUCAUCUGAUAUCGGUCAAAUCACCUCAGUAUCAGGAGCAGGCGAUUGCCUUGCAGCAUCUUCUAUUGCCAACAUGUUGAGAGGCAAUGACCCUGAUGUCUGUCUCAGAGCAGGACUUCUCGCUGCGCAACACUCUCUUCAAUCCCAUCAUGCAGUGCCUCCAUCUAUCACCUCAGAACUUUUAUCACCUGACUUUGUAUUGGAUCAUGUGACAGUGGAUCCCAGCAGACUGCAAUGAGUUGAUAAUGGUGUCAUGUGUGUAGUCACAUGAUCUUUAAUGUGAACAGAGUCUACUGAGUAUGAUGCAUCACCUUUAUACUACCAGUAUUACCUUUGAUGAAUUGAGUGACCAAACAACUGACUUCUGUCUGGAUGAUGUUUCUUUAUGGAUGGAUUAGAGUUGUUUUUGGUUUUCUUGCUUCAUGUCACAUCAUAAAUUGCUAUACAUGUGCUAAGAAACUGAUUUUUCCCAAUGUAUUGAAUGGUGCAUAUUUCAUGAAACAAAUAUUAAGUGAUAUUCACUGACAACUGUUAUAAGCUACUGAAACCAUUGCAUCUGAUUGGCUCAGAACAAAUUAUUCAGUGAGAAUAACUGAUUAUUGCUUCAAGAAACACUGUCCUGGAUGGACUAAGAAUCAUGUGACUGACAUACAUGUAGUUGAAGCUAGUCAAUUUGUAAAUGUGAAAAUCUUGAGCUCACUUCCUGAAAACCAUGUCAUUGAAGUUGAUCUGACUUCAGCAAACAAUACCUUUUUGGUUGUAGGCAAGUUGCUUUAUUUGAAUGAUAACAACAUUCUCAGGAUCUAAAAAAUAUGGAGUCGUUCUUGUCUUGAAACAAUACUUAAAAAUUCCUAGAUUAUGUGAAUAAAAUAAAGUAUAACUCGAAUUCUGUAAAAUGCUAGUCAAAGAGGGUUGGCAUAUUCCAGGUGCUAAGGCAGUGCUUCACACAAAAGAAUAUCAGAGUGAUUUAAAAUUCAAGUGACCUAUUUCCCUGCAUGGCUAUGGAAGAGCAAGGAUAAAGAAGGCAUAUAUCUUUUGAGGUGAAUACAGCAAAGCGAAGAAAAAAGGGUAUUAAAAGUGAACCAAUCAAAUAUCAUAAGCAUCCAUGAUGGAUCAGCAGUUAUAUUCAAACAAAAAUCAUUCAUAUCAGUUACAUUCAAACAAUAAUCACUCUGAUUAGUUAGAUUCAAACAAUAAUCAUUCUGAUCAGAUACAUUCAAAUAAAAAUCAUUCAGAUCAGUUACAUUCAAACAAUAAUCAUUCAGAUAAGUUACAUUCAAACAAUAAUCAUUCAGAUUAGUUACAUUCAAACAAUAAUCAUUCUGAUCAGAUACAUUCAAACAAUCAUUCAGAUAAUAUAUAUUCAAACAAUAAUUCAAAUCAGUUACUUUCAAACAAUAAUUAUGAUCAGUUACAUUCAAACAAUAAUUAUUCAUAUCAGUUACAUUCAAACAAUGAUCAUUCAGAUCAGUUACAUUCAAACAAUAAUCAUUCAUAUCAGUUACAUUCAAACAAUAAUUAUGAUCAGUUACAUUCAAACAAUAAUUAUUCAUAUCAGUUACAUUCAAACAAUAAUCAUUCAGAUCAGUUACAUUCAAACAAUAAUCAUUCAAAUCAGUUACUUUCAAACAAUAAUUAUGAUCAGUUACAUUCAAACAAUAAUUAUUCAUAUCAGUUACAUUCAAACAAUGAUCAUUCAGAUCAGUUACAUUCAAACAAUAAUCAUUCAUAUCAGUUACAUUCAAACAAUAAUCAUUCAGACUUCAUAAUCAAUAUAUCUUUCAUCCAUCGAGCUAGUGUAGAAGAAGUCUCACAUUUAUAGGAAUUUCUGUGGAGAUGAAAAGUCUGUACUCAUCAAUCCUGAAAGGGUAGUCUGCUUUACAUACUCAAGUAGAGAUGAUAUAACACAAAUUCUAUCAUGUGGAAAUGAAUUCGACUUACCAGUCUGGUUAUAGGCAUUGUUUUGGAACAUAGCCCUUGAUAUCUUGGGUUAAAGAAAGUUCUUGCGGACUCUCCGUCCCAUACUCAGGAGGCCAGUCAAAGUCGAGCAGUCAACUACAAGACGCUUGAGUAAUUCAAGGUCUAAAUCCAUUUUACCUUUAGCUAUUUCUUGGAGAUGUGUGAUUAUGUGCACAUAUGGCAAUAAACCGUUAAACACACUCCAUUGUAGUUUUGGGGCUUUGAGAAUUCUAAGCUCUUGAUAUUUUUUUUAGGGGGGUGGGGGAGAUUGCCACACCUCUCACUCAAUUUUGGGCACAGUGGCAUAAGCAGCAGCAUUAGAAAGGGGACUGUAUUUCUCCAUACUUUUGGAAAGGGUCUCUUUCUGGGGAAGAAGGGUCACCUGCCUUGUAGAGUUGCAUAGCCAGACCAUCUGAGAUGGGUGACAAAUUGCUCUAUUCAUCAUAAAUAUUACUGAACUUCACAUAGUCCAGUAAUGCACUCCCCCCUACGGGCGGGGAGGAAAUAAAUGAUGCUAAAGGAUCAUAAUAAUUAUCAUCAUAAUAAUCAGCCCCUCCAAAAUUUCACUCUGAUAAUCAGCGAAUAAGCUGACGAUUUCAUUGAUGCAUGCAUCUGAAGCCCCGGUUACAACCGUAGGUGUUGCCAUUGUGUUCCCUCGCACGACAGGGAGGUUGGCUAGCACGAGUAGCACUAGUUGUAAAGUGAGACACUGUCUCUGUCAGCCGCCUCUGCCUGAGUUUUUUCCUGCUUGGUAGAAAUCUCUGAUUGAGACAUUCUGCAUUGAGCACUGCCGACACACACUGAAAAAUAAAUGCCUAAGCCAUAUGGGGAAAUAGCUUAUUUGAAUUUUAAAUCACUUGGAAAUUCUCUUUUGUGAAGCACCGCCUUAGUACCUGAAAUAUUCUAACCCCCUGAAGAAUUAUAUGAAAUAUUAUACAAUUUAUAUUUGAAUCCCUUAUAAUUCUGUCAUUUGAUUUAAUUUCUGACACAAGCCCAAGUAAUUUUCCAAGACAAUCAUACCUCAGAAUGUUUACAUGAAAAACUUAGAAGAAACUUAGAAGUAUUUUGAAAUACUGUAAUAAUGAUAUAUAAAUAUUAUACCGGUAAUAGAAUUGUUGGAUAAGCAAACUUUGUGAGCCAGUGUCCCAAAUACAAAAAAGAUAGAAUGGGUGAUUUCAAGUACGGUGUUGAAAUCUGGUGCUGGUGUUGUGACAACACCAGCACCAGCCACAACACCGUACUUGAAAUCAGGCUGGUGUUGGGAUUGACCUUGGAAAAUAUGACGUAUUUCCGGCAGUUCGUAUUGAAGGCUGGUGUUGAAUGUCAUCUGCUGAACCCAGCACUGCGGCUGGUGUUGACGAUCUACAUGCAAUUUCCCCAUUCAGCAACACCAACCCCCAGGGAUUGGUAAAAUCGUGAUUUCAAGUUCGGUUUUGGUGUUGAUGAACUGUAAGCUCACGAACAGGCGGCAAACACGAUGAAACAUCCCCGUAAAAUUAUCUUUUACAGUUAAGAUUAGUGCAAAUAAUUAGAGCUUUAUACAUUUUAAUGAAAAAUAAUAUUUACGCUUUCUGAUUCUUGCAGUGAUUUUAACCUUGCAUUUUGCACGAUAGGAUUUUAUUGCAAUUUCUCCCCGAUUUCACUUUCGUCGUCGAGAAUUUCUUGCGUAAAGUUGAGAUGAUCAGCAGAGACGUGAUGUCAUAGGCAAUUGAUAACGCGAUCAGUAUCGCUCCUCUGAACCCAGCUCGGUGUUGGAGCUCGGUUCAGCAGCCUUUUCACGCUCUCAACACCAAACACCGUACUUGAAAUCACCCAAUAUAUUGAUAAUUGAUAGUGGUAGAAGUAGGAAGCAAUGAAAGGCAAAGAGCACUCUGUUCCUUAAAUUAAAGCUAGUGCAUUCCUUUUCUACCAAAACGUCUGCAAAACAUAAUCACAUUUUAUACAGGGUUUUCUGUGUAUCGAAAUCUCUUAUUAAAAACUGAUUUUGAAAUCUUUUUUGGUUUUAGGUCAAGCUGCUGCUUCUGUACUCUGCAUUCAAGAAAUUAUUUGAGAUGUAUCACCAAUUUCACAUGAUGAAAUUUUGUACAAGUACUUUGAAUCUUUGAUUCCACAAUUGAUUGACUUAGUAUUAAUACAAUAUACUUUUUAUGCAAAUAACAUAAUGUUAUGGUAAAUUUCCAUCUUUCGAUGAAAGCCAUAUUUUAUUUGAUAGUAAUAGUAACUAAAAUGAUAAUUAUAAUGCAUCUUAUACAGUGCCGAAUCCUCUCUAUAUAGCAUUUGAGAUGCUUGCUUCCAUGUAAGUAUUCAAUUUGGUAUUCACUCUAUGUAUACUUUCAUCAUUAUUAUUACAUGUAUUAUAAUGCAACUUAUACAGUGCCGAAUCCUCUCUGUAUAGCAUUUAAGAAGCUUGCCUCCAUGUAAGUAUUCAAUUUGGUAUUUACUCUAUGUAUACUUUCAUCAUUAUUAUUACAUGUUCAAACUUUAAAGUAUUUAUUUCCUAGGCUAAUUUCUUGGUGCUGUUUUAGGUGAGAUGUUUUAUAUAGUUAGGUUUUAUAUUGGUGGGAAACAACCGUCAUUGUGUUUGGUUUAUCAAGACAGCACCUAACAAGCUGCGAAAAAGCUAUGAAUCCAGUGACCGGGUAAUAAUAAUUAUGAAGUGCUUUGAGCAGUCGUAGAUUGAUAAAGCGGUAUAUAAAAAGCCAAUCAUUAUCAUUAUUAUAUAAAAUAUACUUGACCAGGUGCAUAAAAGAAACCAAUUUCAUUUUUAACCUGUUACUAGUCUUAUGCUUGAAUGAGCUUAAUUGCUUGUGGUUCUAGUUUAAGCAAAUCUUGCAUGUAGUUACUCUUUUGUAUGCAUCCAGUCCAGUGAUUUUCCCAAAGUGCAUGAAUUAUGAAAUCAUUUUUUUACCAGAGUUCAAAACAGUGUGUGUAUUUUUUAUUGUAGUAUUAGAAAUGUAUCGCCAAUACCAUUCCAAAUUAUUUUCCUAAUAAAGUAUGUGAAUUAUGGAA